AUGUUAUUAAAAGAGAGAGGCUAUUAUUGGAGCAAUGGCUCUUUUUAUUAUGGAUAAUGGUUGGAUAAUAAAAUAAAUGGAGUUGGGUUAUUCAUUAAUAAUGAUUAUAUUAUAGUUGGUCAAUUUAGCAAUGGACUUUUGUAAGGAUAUUGCUAACUUAUUUAUUCUAAUAAGUUUAAGUAUUGCAAAUAUGAGAAUGGUUAACAAAUAGGAUUAAUAAAGUAUGAAUACUUUAAUGGAGAAACAAUUGUGGACAAUACUUAGAAAUAGGAUUAAGAAGAAUUAGACAUUAUAAAUAAAUUAAAUAGUUCCUACUUUGUAAUGAUAUUAAAUAAACUAGUUAAUAUUGUUAAAAACAUAACUCAAGAAUUGGAAAUUAAUCGAUGAAACACAACUUUUCUUUAGCACUCUUAUAAAUUAAAAUGAAAAUAGAAGAAUUGGAGUAUUAUAUGAUAUCAAAUAAAAUAAAUUUGAAUUUGGUUACUUUCUCAACUAAGAAUUAGAUGGUAAGGGAGGCAUCAUUUUUGAGUCAGGAGACAAAUAUAUCGGAGAUUUCAAAAAUGGAUAAUUAAAUGGAAUUGGAAUUUUCUUUAAUAAAUCUGAAAAUCAAUACACUUAGAGUCGAUUCAAUAAUAACGAGAUAGUUGAAAUUAUUAAAUAGUCAAAGGAUCCAAUUUCAUUAAGAAAUUAAUGGCAUUAAAUUGCUUUACCAGAAUUGAUAUGCAAAAAUCAAUUCACCCCAAUAAAGUAAACUAAUUACUACUCGACGAAAAAUUUCAGUAGUAAAUUAUCAAAAUCCAUCAGUCCCAUGAGACCUACAAUAUCAGUUAAAAAAUAAGCUAUGUAUUCUUAGAUUAAAAAUUAUCCAAAUAUGGAAUACAAGUUUGGUUCAAUACAAAGUCAUUUUGGAAAAGAUGAUUUGAACAUAAUAAAGCCGUAUAGGAGCAAAUAAAUAAAUAGUUAUAUAAAGUAGAGUAUGAGGGUUGACGAUUAAAGUAUUAGAUAAUUACAUUAAUAACUAUUUGAUGAUGAGUAAAAUAAAUUUAAGUUAUUUCAUAAUUGA
Paramecium sonneborni is the source of this 1063-nucleotide messenger RNA. The record is from the annotation of a GenBank genome assembly. NCBI's taxonomy places the organism in Eukaryota, Ciliophora, Oligohymenophorea, Peniculida, Parameciidae.